AUGGUUGAAAGGAGAGAAGCCUUGAUGUUAGCACAUAGGUAUAAAGGAAGAAUCACAAAGCAGGCUUCAUGUUUAUUUCUCAUAUUAGAAGAAAUAAAGGAAGAAUCAUCAUUAAGAGAGUAUUUAGUACAUGGUGAUGAUAUGAGUAAUGAUUGUAAUUUGAGAAAUCAAGCAGGAGCCUUAGGAAUUGCCAGACGAGCUGCUGAAAAUUUGAGGUCAG
Funneliformis mosseae is the source of this 220-nucleotide messenger RNA. NCBI's taxonomy places the organism in Eukaryota, Fungi, Glomeromycota, Glomeromycetes, Glomerales, Glomeraceae. The record is from the annotation of a GenBank genome assembly.